AUGGCUUCAAUCAGCGUCUUCCACUUUGCUUUCCUUCUUCUCCUCUCCCACGCUUCAGCCUCAACGGUAGUGUUCUACAACCGAUGCAGAUACCCUGUGUGGCCAGGAAUCCAACCCAGCGCCGGCCAAAACUUGCUCGCUGGCGGUGGAUUUAAGCUCCCGGCGAACAAAGCCCACACCCUUGAGCUCCCACCGCUUUGGUCCGGCCGCUUCUGGGGUCGCCACGGCUGCACCUUCGACGGAUCUGGCCGUGGUCGCUGCGCCACUGGAGACUGCGGCGGUUCUCUAUCUUGCAACGGAGCCGGAGGUUCACCACCGGCCACUCUCGCCGAAAUCACCCUCGGCCAAGAGCUUGACUUCUAUGACGUCAGCCUCGUCGAUGGUUAUAACUUGGCCAUGUCGAUAAUGCCGGUGAAAGGUUCAGGCCAAUGUAGCUACGCCGGUUGUGUAAGCGAUCUAAACCGGAUGUGUCCGGUUGGGUUACAAGUCCGGUCACGUAACGGGAAACGGGUCGUAGCCUGUAAAAGCGCUUGCUCUGCUUUCAACUCGCCACAAUACUGCUGUACCGGCUUGUUCGGUAACCCACAAUCUUGCAAACCAACGGCUUACUCCAAAAUCUUCAAGGUCGCUUGCCCUAAGGCUUACUCUUACGCUUACGACGACCCAACCAGUAUCGCUACUUGCUCCAAGGCUAACUACAUCGUCACGUUUUGCCCUCACCAUCGCCGUUAA
This is a messenger RNA of Microthlaspi erraticum, 732 nucleotides long. The record is from the annotation of a GenBank genome assembly. Lineage: Eukaryota; Viridiplantae; Streptophyta; Magnoliopsida; Brassicales; Brassicaceae.